AUGGCUCUGUUGUCAUCAACUCGAGAGACGGCGAAAAGUUGCCAAUUGUGUUCUUUCAUGACAAUGAAUCUCCAUCGACAAUUCGCAACCAAAAGGCCCAAAAAUCAGACAUUUGAUCCAUUUGGAGAAAACGGAGAAAUGUACUGGGGAGGAAUUGAUUUCAUGAAUGCUUUGAAAGCGUAUGCGGUAGUUGAAAAGACGGCGUAUGAACCAUCAGUGUAUUUGAUCAACCCAGAAACCAAAGAUUUGAUCAAUUUUGCACCAACUUCCAACAAAGAUGUCAGUGCCAAGAGUACUGAAAAGUUCCAAUUGCCUGACGUCAACAAGUUUUUCGCCAAUGCCAAAUGGAAAGUGCUUGAGACAGUGGCUACUUUUUCUGCUAAAACGAAAAACCAAGUGUUGGAUAUGGUGGAAGAACAUGCACCGCUGCCCAUUCGACACCUUAUUACGCAACCUGAAGUUCAGCGCAUAGGCAGUGAAUUUGAAGGUGCUCGAGUCUACUUGGCAAAAUGGGCUGCUCAAGUAAAGGAAGAAGCUGAACAAGCUAGACGCAACUUUAGCUUGGAUGAUGACAUGUAUGGAAAGAUUAAUAAGGAGUUGGGAACAGAAAUCUUGACGAAUGAAGAAGUUAGCAAAGUCACCAGACGCAAGCCUGUUUCUCAGGUUGAAUGGGAUACUUUUUUCGAUCUGUCUGGUCGUUUGUGCAUAACCGUUGACGAGGUCAAGGACAGAAUUUUUCAUGGUGGUCUUGAGGACUCUGUUCGUGGAAUUGCAUGGCUAUUCUUGUUGGGUGUUUAUCCAUGGGAUUCAAGCAAGGAGGAGAGAGAGCUCCUUCACAGCAGUUACGUUACCGAAUACAACCGUCUCAAGAGUUUGUGGAUCGAAGAUGACGACAAACGAGCAGAAGAGUUCUGGAAAGAUCAGAAGCACCGCAUUGAGAAGGAUAUCAAUCGUACCGACCGUUCUUUAGCCCUUUUCAAGAACAAGAAAAACGUCACUGUGACCAGCGUUGGAAGUAAUGUUUCGCCAACCACUCGUGAAUCUUCUCCAGAAACCCCCGAUGAAGAGGAAAAUGAUGAAUUCGAUAUCUCCAACAUCAGAAACCCGCACUUGUUUGCCAUGCGUGAAAUACUCUUGACUUAUAACGAGUACAAUGUCAACUUGGGAUAUGUUCAGGGAAUGACCGAUUUACUCUCUCCAUUAUACGUCAAGUUCCAGGACGAGCCAUUGACGUUCUGGGCGUUCACAAAGUUCAUGGAGCGUAUGGAGCGCAACUUUGUGCGAGACCAAUCUGGGAUGAAAAAGCAAAUGGUUACUCUCAACGAGUUGGUGCAAUUCACAUUGCCUGAUUUGUAUAAGCAUUUGGGAAGAUGUGAGAGUACAGAUCUCUUUUUCUACUUUAGAAUGUUAUUGGUAUGGUUCAAAAGGGAAUUUGAGUGGGAUGAUGUGCUCAGAUUGUGGGAGAUUUUUUGGACUGAUCGGUACUCGAGUCAAUUCCAUUUGUUUUUUGCUCUUGCUGUUCUCAGCGACAACGAAAGAAUCAUUAUUGAGAACUUGAGACGAUUUGACGAAGUUUUAAAGUACAUGAACGACCUUUCUAUGAAUAUGAAUCUCGAGCAAUUGCUUGUUCGAGCAGAACUUUUGUUCUUGAGAUUCCACCGCAUGGUGGAUAUAGUCGACAGAGAAAGUGAACGCCGUGAUGAGAAUAUCAAGGUGAGUCCAGAUUUGCGUGGUUUGCUCAGCAGGGAAAUAGUCGUCCAGAAGGAAGUGGAAAGACCCGAGGGAGUAGGCGGUGGUUAA
Messenger RNA from Meyerozyma guilliermondii ATCC 6260, 1800 nucleotides. It is a transcript of the gene GYP7, whose product is annotated as Gyp7p. Lineage: Eukaryota; Fungi; Ascomycota; Pichiomycetes; Serinales; Debaryomycetaceae. The transcript has a single exon. Gene Ontology annotation, molecular function: GTPase activator activity. Gene Ontology annotation, biological process: activation of GTPase activity. The record is from RefSeq and is a predicted model, not a curated record. Bases 1 to 1800 code for a protein of 599 amino acids.